GUAAUUAUGAAGCUGACAUUAAUCUUUAUAAUUUUGUGCUUGGAUUUUAAUAUUUUUCUGGGUAAAUUACAUAUCAGGAUGGGAAGAAUGUUUGUUUCAGCUCCAUGCAGCAGCUAGACUUUGCAGUAACAAUCUCAGCAUUGCUUGGCGUACCUUUCCCAUAUGGAAGCAUUGGUUAUAUCAAUCCCGAAUUAUACGCUUUGGGAGCAGAUAGUUGGAGUUCUAAUGCCUCUCAAAAGCUGUCAGAAUCAGAUGUCUGGAUGCAUAAUUAUGCUAAUGCGCUGUGCAUAAAUUCUUGGCAGGUGAAGAGAUAUGUAGAUGCUUACUCAGCUUCAUCAGCAGUUGGAUUUUCUCGUGAUGACUUAUCACGAAUAGCAAACAUCUAUGCUGCAGCGGAGAAUCAUUGGUCACAUUCCACCAAAAAGCUUCUGCUUGAUAGACAAAAUGACAGCAAUACAUCAGUGUCUGCACUUAAGAAGCAAAUUGAAGCAUACUUCAAGUUCCUAACAGCAGUCACUGAAUUAGCUCGGUCUAAAUGGACUGAAUUUGAUUUGAAUAUGAUGGGAGUUGGCAUUGGAAUCAUGUUAAUAUCACUUAUAUUUCAAGUUUUUACCAUUUUAAGGACAACCAAGGAGCAUGAUGGGACAUUUUCAUCGUAUGGAGAUUCGUGGAUGGGCAAUGCCUCAAUUCUUACAAUCUUUUUACUGGGCAUUCGUGCAUUCAGUUUCCUUUCAAACAGUUAUAUCUUGGAGGAAGGGAAAGUAGCGAAUUUUCUUUUGAGCACAUCUGGAAUUGUGACAUUACGCCAAUCAGUUAACAUGGGAAAGCUGUUAAUAGAAAGCAUUGGGUUUCUUAUUUUGAGCACAUUUUGCCGUUUUGCAAUUGAAGUUGGGCUGUCCAAGCAGGCUGCCACAUCUGCUUUUAUGAAAGACUAUUCCUCAUGGAUCAUCAACAUAGCCUCAGGUUUACCUGUUUGGGACUAUGCAGCUGAAGUUGUCCCAAUACUUGUUCUGAUUAUGUUGGCAGCUUGGCUGUACAAGGCCACCAGUGGCUGCUUCUUUGAUUGGCCAUGGAAGUUUGUCAUACUGGGCACUAUAUUAAGUUAUAUGCUAAUAAUUGCUCAUUGGAUCACAGACAGUAAUAGAUUUGAUGGCGCAUUGAUACCUCAAAGCAUUGGAAGAACUUAUAUUCCUAGAAUCAUUUAUGCUAUUGCUUUGGGGCAGUUAUUUUUUCUGACAUUUGGUCAAUUAUUUAAGAAAAGCGAUUUAGAUUGCAAAACAAAUUUAGUUGCAAAAACAACAUCCAUGUUAUCUGCGUGGAGUUCAACUGUCAUUCUUCUCUCAGGAAAACAGGGUCCCAUUGUUGCUUUUGCGUCCAUGGUUGGAGGUUGUUUUAUUAUGAAGUUUGUUAAAAUAGAAGGUGGUAAGGAUGGACCUCAGAGAAGUUUUUCUAUAAUGCAAUGGAGCCUCUUUGCUACGUGUCUUUUCUUCUGUAGUGGUCACUGGUGUGCAUUUGAUGGUCUCCGCUACGGUGCUGCAUUUAUAGGGUUUGAAGAAUUUGUGCUUGUUCGCCAAGCAAUCCUCCUUACUAUUGAUACAUUUGGCUUUUCUAUCAUUCUUCCAGUUUUUGGACUCCCGUUUCUUGUAGCAAUCAAGUACCAGGCUAAUCUCGGAAGGCAUUUUGUUUUCACACAAUUGUCUCAAAUAUACACAACAUAUGGGCUCAUAACAGCAAUGACGACCACUUUCACGAUACUAUGUGUCACAAUCCAAAGGCGGCAUCUGAUGGUUUGGGGUUUGUUUGCUCCGAAGUUUGUUUUCGACGUGUUCAAUCUUAUUUUGACGGAUGCAUUAAUUUGUUUGGCCUCAAUUUACUAUUUUGAUGAAGGGAGGGAUGAUCCAGAACUGAAAUCACCAGUUCGCUGAAUAGCAUACGUAUACUAUCCAUUUACAUUUUUUGUUCAUGUUUCUCACAGUUUGAGUUUUUCCCGCUGAACGAAUUUUGUCCACUAAUUAUGUAAUAUAGAAAUAUUUGCAACUCAAAUUGAUUUUUUCUUACCCAAUCAAUCAAUGCAUGAUUUUUUGGU
Vigna umbellata (rice bean) is the source of this 2086-nucleotide messenger RNA. NCBI's taxonomy places the organism in Eukaryota, Viridiplantae, Streptophyta, Magnoliopsida, Fabales, Fabaceae. The record is from RefSeq and is a predicted model, not a curated record.